Phytophthora nicotianae INRA-310 is the source of this 261-nucleotide messenger RNA. RefSeq lists its product as hypothetical. Bases 1 to 261 code for a protein of 86 amino acids. The record is from RefSeq and is a predicted model, not a curated record. The transcript is spliced from 2 exons. Lineage: Eukaryota; Oomycota; Peronosporomycetes; Peronosporales; Peronosporaceae.
AUGGUCGACGGUGCUGUUUGGAUGGAGUUUUUCAUAUUGAUGUGGAGCUUGAUGAGCAGAGCUGAUUCCGUUGAUACUAUCAUGUUGCAGCCAAUUGAGUGGUCUGAGGAUUGCUUAAUUGUGGAGGAGCAAGGGCAUAAAGGCGACCAGACAGGGACAGACAAGUUUGGCAAGCAUGACGUGGAGCUGGUGGGAAGCAGAAAUUAUAUCUCGGCACCGAUAACAAAGAUCGUUUGGCAGAAUUUUACGACGUGUCAUUAA